GACAAUUCAAACCAGCUACACUGCCUCUAUCAGUCUCUGUCUACCAAUCUCAGUCUACCAUUUGAUCAUUUGAUCCAUCAAUAUCGGUUUACCCAUCUCAUAUCUGAGCCAACAAAGCCACCUUUCAAACCCAUUCAAACGCAAUCAAAACACCAUCACAAUGCGUUCCAACAUCCUCUCCCCAGUCUUCCUCCUCACCCUCCUCUCCGCAUCAACCACAACCACCACCGCCUCCCGAACCGCCCGCAUCUACCCAACCUACCAAUCCUCCUGCUCUCCCUCCACCUCAUCCACCACCACCACCUCUUCCUCGACAACCACAACCACCAACCCAGAACACACCCACACCACCGAACACAAAUUCUACAAGAUCACCGCGCGCACCCCCAACCACUCGCCCUACCACGACAUCCACCCGGGAACCUGCCAAUCCAUCCCCCUGCACCACACCCAAGCCUACCCGCCCACACACAUCUCCUUCUCCACCCAGCUGCUGGGCGACGACCCAAGCGACGACUCGAGCAACAACGCCCCCUCCCGUUGCAACGUCACCCUGCAUGAGCGGCCGGGGUGCGUGGAUCGGCCGCUUUUCGUGAGCCCCGUGCACUCGACCACCUCGCAGGAGUGUGUGCCGAGGACUCACGGACCGAACUCGGCAGUGGAUGAUGACGGUGUUUGGGCAAUGAUGGAGUGUGAGGAUGAUGGUCAUGACCAGGGUAGUGAGGAUGAGAGUGUUCCGUCGCCGUUUGGAAAACCUCAUGAUGGGGAUGACGAUGACGAUGACGACGAUGAUGACUUCCCUACUCCAUUCAGCAAGCCUCACAACAACGAUGACGAUGAUGAGGAUGAGGACGACUCUCCUUCAUUCGGAUCUCACAAUCACGAUCACGACGAUGGUCACGAUCAUGAUCAAGACCAGGACGACGAUGAGAGCGACGGUGACAACAACAACAACACCACCAACGAUGACAACAACGACGAUGGAGACAACGAAGAUGAAGAUGAUGACGAAGACAAAAACAUCCAAAACACCCCCAAGACCCCAUUCCCCAAGAUUCCCAGCCUCUUCCACGGCUCGCUCCUGAACUCCACCUCCGGAGUCAACGCGACACAGGGCAUCAAUGCCACCACGGCGUCGGCGUGGCGGUUGGCUUUCCGGCGGGGAAGCCGCAAGGCGAGGGGCAUGUGGAUGAACUAGACUGACUACAAUUGUUCUGUUGUUUUAGCUUAUGUUGCAGCUUCUGUUUCUGUUUCUGUUUUUGCUUUGCUUGUUUGCUUGUGUGUGGUUGCAUUACUGUCUUGUCUUGUUAUUGUGCGUGCAUGCAUAGCGGUGCG
Aspergillus heteromorphus CBS 117.55 is the source of this 1335-nucleotide messenger RNA. RefSeq lists its product as uncharacterized. The transcript is spliced from 2 exons. Bases 161 to 1198 code for a protein of 345 amino acids. Lineage: Eukaryota; Fungi; Ascomycota; Eurotiomycetes; Eurotiales; Aspergillaceae. The record is from RefSeq and is a predicted model, not a curated record.